Messenger RNA from Cokeromyces recurvatus, 771 nucleotides. RefSeq names its product VPS4-associated protein 1. Gene Ontology annotation, cellular component: endosome. Gene Ontology annotation, biological process: vacuolar transport. The transcript has a single exon. The record is from RefSeq and is a predicted model, not a curated record. Lineage: Eukaryota; Fungi; Mucoromycota; Mucoromycetes; Mucorales; Mucoraceae. The coding region runs from base 28 to 669 and encodes 213 amino acids.
UUUUUUUGUUUCCUUCCUAUUAUUUAAAUGAUGUUAGAAUCAACACAGCAACGACUACAGAACCUAUAUAUUGCACGAUUAGUAACACAGGAAAGACCAUGCUUUGUUUGUAAUAAGUUCACUGGAGUUGUAUUGACAUCUGCAGACAAUAGUAAUGCAGAUUGGUUUUAUAUUUGCAAGAGUCAUCUCGGCGAUUCCAAUUUUUGUUCAAAGCUAGGAGGUUCACCAAAAACAACCAGAAACUCUCAACAACGGGAGAUAAAAAAGAAAGAACUAGCAAAUAGACCACCUGAAAGUGAUAGUGUCAUUGAAUUAGUAUCAAGCAUCGGUUCUGCUUUGAAAUCUUGGACAACCAAAAAAACAAAAGAAGAAGGAAACGAUAAAAAGGAGAAAGAAGGAAAAAAAGAAGACGAAGAGACAAAAAGUGAUAAAGCAGAUAACGAUGAAGAAAAGAGUCUUAAUAGUAGUAAUUCAACUAUCCAUUCCUCAUCACCGAAAAUAAGUAAUAAUUUACCUCAGCAACCAGUUCGUUUUGUUAUUCAAAGAGAUUACUUUUAUUUACGUCAACGUGAAUAUCAAAAGAAAAUUCAAAAAAAGGAAGCUGCAGAAAAGUUAAAAACUUUACAGUUUCCUGAAGUCCCCAAAGCAAUGCCUACAUUACAAAAAUAGGAACCUUUAUUGUUUUUCUAUUAUUUUGACAAAAAAAAAUCCGAUCCGGACUUGUUAGCUUUUGUAUUUUUCUCUCUUUAUUUUUUUUUUUUUUUUUUUUUU